GGCGGAAACCUCCAUCUGCCCUGCUCGGUGACCGACCCGUCAUCCUCGGGCUCGGGGAACAGACGGAUCGUCUCCUCGCUGUUGUCAUUUUUUUAAUUUUAACUUUCACAUCUCUGGAUGAGGAAACCGCGGGGAGAUGAUGUGACCACGGGAAAAGCGAGAGGAAAUUUAACACGGAGCAGAUCUUCAGUCUAUAUAUAGGCUAUGCCCCGGACUGCACCACCACCACCACCUGCCCCCCCUGGUGCCGAAAAUGAAGCGUGGGUCGAGUGUGUUGCAGCCUCACUCUGCUGCAGCCAAACGACACGCACACCCUGCAAACACACACACAAAGACACACACAGGCGAUGACGCACAAGCCGCAGGUUCGAGCCCCUUCCCAGCAGCCACCUCUCUGUUCAGCCCUGAUGUCAGCACCAAGAUGGCGUCUGACCUCCUCAUCAGGCUGUCAGAGGCCACCCAGAAGGCCCAGAUGCAUCCUGGGAGCCGAGAGGAAGCGGAGCAGCAGGAUGAGCCAGGCGUCGCUCUCUCACCGGACAGCCCCGGGGCGAGUCCCGAGCCACCGUCCCUCACGCACACGCCUGACGGCAAUACCGCUACGGACACGCUAGCUUCAGAUCUGCUCCGGAAGCUAGCAGAGCGUCAGGAAGUGAAUGGCCAUGUGGUGAGACUCAAAGAAGAAGAAGAGCCAAUGGAAGUCGACACAGUAGCCCAGAGUCAAAUAGUAACAGAAGACGUUGCUCUGCCUGCCCCGAAAAUGGUCAAUCAUCACAUCUUCAGUGUUAAAACAGAAGAUCGGGGCCUCACUGGGAACAAGGUGGCUGAGGAGUUGCACCCCAGAGCCAAAAUGGCAGACCGGUGUCUCUUUGGCCUUAAAGUAGAAGGCAAGUUCUGUGCUGAAGGAUGCCCGCCUGUCUCUGCAAUGGCAGACAGUGCAGUCUCUGGAGCCAAACAGUUUCACUUUCAAGUGAACAUGGAGGAUGUCUCUGGAACUAAGAUGUCGGACCACCUUCUAACUGGAGCCAAGACGGAGGACCAGCUUCUCUUUAAAGCAAAGUUUGCCGAGCGGCCUUUCUCUGGAGUCAAGGUGACCAACAAGUUUCUCUCUGGAGUCAAAACGGAGGACAAGUUUGCUUCAGGGGCCAAGAUGGAGAACCAGGUUUUCUCCGGGGUGAAGAUGGAGGAGCAGCUCUUCUUUGGAGCCAAGAUGGAAGACCAAUUUACCUCUGGAGCCAAGAUGGCUGACCAGUGCCUCAGAGCAGUGCUGUGGCAGGACAUGUCAGUGAACCUGGCGUCCACACUGCUGCACCAACUGUCAGAGAGGGUCAGUAAGUCCAACAGUCAGCUGGUGGACAGGAUGACUCCACCCAUCAGAAGCAGUCCUGUUUUGAAGGGUAACGACGACCAGCGCCGCUCUUCCCCGGCAGUGAUCAGCUCCCAAACUCCUCCACUUGAAACCCAAACCAGCCUCAGCAGACACCAAACCACAGGUUGCUCUUACUUUUUCAGGUGUCACGUGUGCGGUUUUGAGACCGAAGGACAGGCCCUUUUCCAGAGUCACAUGACCGAACACCGCCAAUGGGAGCACAGAUCCUUCUCGCUGCACUGCUGCGUGUGCGACCACUCGACCAAUCAGGAGGCAGAGAUGAGGGCUCACGUCUGCACGCACAUUCAGGGCGAAGUGAGAUGCCCUGUUACCCUUCCUGCCACAGCCUCCACCUCCAGCAGCGGUGCUCGUUCAGUUGCCACGGCAACCCAGCCGGAGACAAGCACCUCAGAGCAUCGCUGCCGCAUCUGCCAGAGGUCGUUUCCAGGGCAACAGGAGCUGCUGGUUCACUUCCAGGGUCAUCGCCAGGGCAACCAGUACCGCUGCGACCGGUGUGGCCACCUGACCCGGACAGCCAACAAGCUGGUGGAACACGUGCGCGUGCACACGGGGGAGCGACCGUUCACCUGUGACCUCUGCCCCUACAGCGCCAAGCGGCGGGACAGUCUGCGCCUGCACUGCAAGGUCAAACACGCUGCGCACUUCUUCAACGGGGGCGCGACGGACGCACCCGCCGACGUGCAUACGCACCGGUCAUACGUGCAUGCAGACAAUCAGCGCUCGAACAAGCACGUCCAGCGGCUGCACACACCGCCAAGCGCUCACACUGCUGCAUCCUCCUCCUCUGUUCCUCCUCUUCUUCUUCAUCCAUCGCUGUCCGACCGUGCUGGAUGGAGGGAUUUGUCUCCUCUCCUCCCGAUCACGACCCUCAUCUCUCUGAAACAGCGCUCUCCUUCAUCUUCCUCCUCCUCCUCUUCAUCUUUCUCUACCAAACACUCUUUUCUUGGUUACCUCGGCCUGACAACUUCUUUGUAAAGCCUCCCUGCUUUUGGUCCUCCUCUCUUCGUCUCCUUCUCUUCUAAUUUCUCCUCUUCCUCUUCUUCCUUUUCUCUUCUAUCCAUCCUCUGGACUCUUAAAGCGAUGGAUGUAAAGCUCUGUAAUGUAUCCAAGGUACUGUCAUUCAGCACUAUGUAUGAGAAUGUCAAACAGCACUGAAAACACACCGAUAAGGAACGUUUUUGAAUUUAUUCAACUUUUGCAUCAUGCUCGUGAUUUUUGCUGCAUUCCUGCCUGCUUUAGCCCGUCAUAUAAUCACUGAACUCUUAGCUAUUUAACCGUGUGACAUAUUUAUUGCCUGUCUCUCUUGUCCUCCAGAAACCUUGAACUUAAAAAGUCGAAUUUUAUUAUAAAUUGUUCUAAUCAGAAACACGAGAUGCUGUGAAGUAAGGGUCAUUUAUUGAGAUGAUGAGAUAAUGUUGAGGGUGAGAUAGUUUGUUUUUCUUUUAAAACACAACGUGUUUUUUAGACAUUUUCUUUAAAAAAGCAGCGGACUUCAAAAAAACAUGAUUAAAGGAAGAAAAUAAGAGUUGACAGCAUUUCUAGCAGCUCUUUAAGGCAAUAUCUAUAUGAAGGUUUACUUAACUGUUUACUUUGAGUUCAGCAUGCUAACUGUUCCACAGUACAAUGCUAAUAUAGCAGGUAUGAUGCUAAUCGUAUUCUAUGUUCUUAUUUUGUUAUGUGAACAUGCUAACUUUUGCUAAUUAUCGGCAGUGAGAACAAGCUACUGCUACUACUGAGAAUGUCCUUAGUUCGGUAUGCUUAUAUGUUAAUUUUUGCUAAUUAACCGCUGAGGCUAAUGGAAAUGUCUUUAGUUUUAUUGUUGUAUUAUUUGCUUAUUGCUGCUGAGACUUCGAACUUUUUUACUUGGUAUAAAUGUCUUUAGUCUAGCUUUUUAGCAUGGUAAUGAUGGCGAUUUAACACUAAAAAAAUGCAGUUCAGCUAAGAGUUAUAUAUAUAUAUAUAUGUCUUUAAUUUAGAUUGUUACUGCGCUAAUAUUUGCAAUUUAUCACAACAAACAAUGCUGCUUAAAUUGAUGAGAAGGGUGUUAGUUUAACAUGCUGUUUAGCACUAAACACAAUAUACAAGUGAGGCUGAUGGGAAUGCCUUGUGCUGAUUUUUAGCAUUGAUAAUGUUGGCCAUAUCUUGCUGUGGCAUGUGAACAUGCUAACCUUUGCUAAUUUGCACUAAAAGAAAUCACCACUUAGGCUGAUGGGAUAUUAUCAGUUUAUCAUGCUAAUUUGCACGAAUGAUGCAUUCCAGUUGAAGUUGGAAUUUCCAAGUUCCCAGUUGGAAUUGGACCCCCCUCUCAAGUUGGAUUUCCAAUAGAAAGUGAGACCAGCCCCACCAACCCGACUUCUCAAUCCCAAAUGGUGGCUCCGAAUCGCUUCGUAAAACUUUCAUUCGUGCUACCAGUGUUGUGUAUCUGUGCCUGACUCUAGCCUCAAAUGUGUUGCAGGGGCGUUUUAAGUGCAAAAACACAAGCGUUGCACUGUGUUAAUAGUGAUGCACGAAUGGCUCUACUUUGCUUAGAAGCAAAACUAAUCCUGGUAUCCCUUGCUUUUCUGACUUUAGUACUGGAAUACAUUCAAAUGAGGAGUGACAUCACUCCCAGCAUUGACAACCGACUUCUGAGUUAAAUGGAUUCACCAUAAAAAUAAGCUAUUGAUGUUACUGGGAUUGAGAAUGUCUUUAGUUUUGUGUGUUACGUGCUAACCUUUCAGUUUUGUAUAGGCUCAAAGGGAUGUCUGUAGCAUGUUAGUAUCUUAAACUUUCGAAGUUAGUACUAUUCACACGCAAUAUUCCUGAGGGGGUUUGAAACUGCAUUACUUUAGGGUGCUAACAUGAUCAUUUCCACUGAAGUUAUGAGAAUAUAAUUAUGGUGCAUUCCAGAUUAAGUCGAACUUUCAGAAUUCCCUGUUGGAAUCGUUGUCUCAAACACCCCCUGAACCUGGAGUUCCAACUGAUAAAGUGGGAGAAACCCCUAUAUAAAAAUCGAAAAUGGUGGCAGUGAAUGGAAAAAGUAGUGAAAAUGUAAUACUUUCUAUCUGUGCCACUACUGACUUGCUAAAUAAGCCAUAUACAGAGCAGUGAGAACGCUCUGUCCGUGAACGUGCUGCAGCUACGUUUUUAAGCACAAAAACCAAACAUUAUGCUGUGUUCCUAGUGAUGACAUGAAUGACUGCUUUGCUAAGAAACAAAACAAAUCCUGUUUGUCGUGCUUUUCUGACUUUAGUACUGAAAUAGACUAACUCUGGAAUAACUUCACUCCAGAGUUCUGAAUUAACUGGAAUGGGACAUUACCGUAGGGUAUUAGCAUGCUAACACUGGCUAAUGAAAGCAAAAAAAAACACACAGCAAGGCUAUCAGUCCUCAGCUUAUUGCG
Maylandia zebra (zebra mbuna) is the source of this 4769-nucleotide messenger RNA. NCBI's taxonomy places the organism in Eukaryota, Metazoa, Chordata, Actinopteri, Cichliformes, Cichlidae. The record is from RefSeq and is a predicted model, not a curated record.